Messenger RNA from Cryptococcus deneoformans JEC21, 3339 nucleotides. RefSeq lists its product as hypothetical. The record is from RefSeq and is a predicted model, not a curated record. The coding region runs from base 368 to 3196 and encodes 942 amino acids. The transcript is spliced from 3 exons. NCBI's taxonomy places the organism in Eukaryota, Fungi, Basidiomycota, Tremellomycetes, Tremellales, Cryptococcaceae. Gene Ontology annotation, cellular component: SCF ubiquitin ligase complex. Gene Ontology annotation, biological process: SCF-dependent proteasomal ubiquitin-dependent protein catabolic process.
CUCCUGCCGGUUGACUCGCAUUUACGAUUUAUACUAAUAACUGUACGUACUUCUCGUCCUGACGUUUUCCUUCUCAUCUCCGUUUUGAUACUCUUACCUGUAAUCUAUAGUUGUUUGUCAUUUAAUUCAUCCUUACGAAACUCUUGACCGCUGUCCACCUAGAAGGUGACUGUUUCACACGCCCAUAACCCUGCUCGUUCAGGCAACGACGGAAUUGGUCACGACUCACGUUCAAUCCCACGAUUUCAAUUGCCUUAUACGUUCACCCCUACCUUUCACAGCUACUUUACUCAGAUAUACGCCUACUUUGACGGCUCAAGGAAACAUUUCAUAACUACGCCAACUUAUCACCGCAUUAUAUGACACCAUGACCUCAUUUUCCAUACCACUGCCACCUCAACACACCUCAUCUGUUGCGCCACUCUCAGAUAGUUCAUUUGCACCUCGCACUCCCCCCCGGUUCACCAGGCAUCGCUCCGAUACAAUGCUUAGCACCUCGUCCUCCACCUCAUCAUCCAUCUUACAGACUCCAGAAACGCCGUCAAUUCUGGAAACUUUGUCCACAGGCUUGGGUUUGGGCAUUCCCGCUGGGCAAUCUAACCCAUUAGUGCAGUCACCUAACGAAUUGAGGAUAAGAAGAAGAGCGAGCAGUUAUGAGUUCGGUGCGUUAUGGGAAGGGUCACCAGAUGACCAUCCAGUGGGAAAGCCUGGUCCUUCUUCGACGUUUUCAGUCGCAGGUACAGGGUGGAGACUGUGUGACAGUCCUGAGCAGCAUGGUAGAGAUGAUUACUUUCCGCCAGCUGCUAGUAUAGCUCCAGCAAACGUGAUGACCUAUCAACCGAGUCCAUUACACCAACAAACACAGUCAGAGGCUCCUCGAGUCGCUGACCCUGGCUUAACAACCACCAAUCCCACCCGUCCCGUGACGGCAAGACGAGUGUCUUUAAAACUCAAAGACGCAAUUCGGCUCAAACUGGGAAGAUCCAAAUCAUCCUUCAAGGUCCUCAGUCGAAAGACUCAGCGUGAGGGCGGCGAACUUUCUCAUGACCAAGCAUCCCAGUCGCCAUCUGUAACCAGUAGUGACCCGUCCACUAGAUCUCGCCGACAACGCUUGAAAUCUCUCAUCUCGUUCUCUCAAUCGAGCAACUUUUCUUCACAAUCGGUAUGUUCUGACACUCCAUCCUCUGAUUUGGCAUUUUCUUCAGGCGGCUCGCAAGGAAUCGCCUUGAGUGCACCUUUGAAUGCCGAUGAACGAUCGCAUUCAUUCAUUAUACCGACUACAGUUGAUUUCAGUGUAGAAAAGGCGAUUGUUGAAGCAUGCAAUGAGGAAAUUGGUCAAGUUGAAGAAAAAGUGGAUAGGAAAGGUAAAGGCCGAGCAGUACAUUCGCCACAUCCCUCACGAAUCCAAUCCCAAACAAUCGAUCCUCAUAGUACGUUUUACGAUCUCUCGACCCCUCUUUUAACCCAGGAACUGUCUUCUCCUCCCGAUAUGUGUCCCACUGAGGAGGCUGAGGAAGCGAAGCACCUUAGUUUUGAAGAAAGUCUUCCGAAAGAGCUCAAGCUUCUGGUGAUGAAGAAGCUGAUGGAGAGUUUUGCGGAUGAAAGCUUUGGUAGGUUCACGGGUGAGUUGCUGGGAAGGAUGGAAUUGAUAAAGAUGAGUACUGUUUCCAAAUCAUGGGAGGCAUUAUGUUUUGAUGGUCAGCUGUGGCCAGCUAUCAAUUUAGCUGCUAUUGCCCAUCUCCUUCCCAUCUCCAUCCUUCAUCGUAUACUUAAGCACUCUGCGUCUUUUAUUACCGACUUUUCUCUCCGAGGGAUGGACGCAGUCGGCGGCAAAAUGCUUAUCAAAGCUUUAGUAGGCGAGAAUGUUGAUAUCAAGCUGUAUGACCAUAUCGAUCUGACUCCACGACUCAAUAUCCAACGACUUGAUUUGAGCGGGUGCAAGACUUUGACCGAAAAUGAUUUAUGUUGGAUCAUUUCUUGCUGCCCCAACUUGCGCUCUCUGAAUCUCAGAGGGUUAUCCGCUGUGGGCCCCAAAUCGAUAGGCUUCAUCUGGAAAAUCGAAACGCUUGAAGAGAUCGAUGUGUCAUAUUGCAGAGCGCUUGAACUACCUUUUCUUUUAAGCUAUAUCAAACGCAUUUCAGAGGUGCAAGCGAAGAACUUGCGGUCUAUCAGAGCGGCCGGUCUUUUCUUCCGGAGCAACAUGCUGUUAUUGUCUAUCAUCAGACGUUGUCAUAACUUGGAGAGACUUGAUCUCCAAGGGUGCCACGGCUUAACCGACGACAUGUUUGAAAAUUUCCACAAUUACUGCAUCGAGGACGACAAGUGCCUGACAAGUCUCACCCAUCUCAAUGUCUCAAACACCCCACUUACCCCUGCCAUCUUCACUUAUCUCAACGGCCAUCUCCCUAACCUGACCCAUCUUGAAAUGGCCAACCUCUCGGGUGCAGACAACCCGGACGACGAUGACGACGGGUAUGAACUGUCAAAGAUGUUGAAGAGUAUGCCCAAGCUACGAAAGGUGGAUUUGGAAGACACCGCCGGUUUGUCAGGGGUGAGUGAUAUGGUGCUCGAGGCGCUGACGCCGAUGGAUGGGGAUGUGGGGACGACGGGGUGUGAGCUGGAGGAGUUGAAGAUUGGGUAUGCGAGAGUAUCAUCAGGGGCGAUCGUGGACCUUAUCAAAGGCUGCAAGAAGCUCAGAGUAUUGGAACUUGAUAAUACGGAAGCAAACAAUACAGUCAUGCGCGAAUUUCUCCGCCGUUCGCAUCCUUGUUCCCGGCUAUCCAUCAUCGACUGCCAUAACGUCACAUCGGCUGCUUACACUGAGAUUGCAGCUUCCACCAGGGCUCGUCAGGGGUGGGAAGGAUGGCCAGCUGUGCCGUUUGGUUAUGAUAAAGAUGUGGAGAUGGCUGAGAAGGCGGUGUUGAAGACGUUUUGGGGUUGGAAGAGGGUGGUAGUCCCGAAAGGGUGGGUGGAAAUGAGGAACGAGGCGGAGACGAUGGAGAGCCGAAAGAGAGCGCGACGCGAGCAAGCGCAAGACGCUUGUAGCUCAACAGAAGGGGAAAGUUCAGAUGGUUCAAAAUGGAAGGGGAAAGGGAAAGCCAAGGAUGAUGUUGAUGGCGAUUCGGGGAGAACCAGGCCGAGAAUGAGGAGUAAUGGUUCGAUCAGCCGUGAACCUGUGGGGUGCAUCAUUGCAUGAUGACUCUUAACGUCGGGUAUAGGUAUCAUUAGUUUCAACCGCUUUAAAUGGUUGGAGUUUCAAAUGCCUAGUGAUUUUUGUAUGCCCAUACGGAUAUGUUUUGUUGUUUACAUUUUUGAGUGCAGUUAACAUGUAAUAAUUGA